AGCCUCUCCAUGGAUGGAUGCUCGGAAGACCCCCAGUAAGAUUGACCUAUACGAUGUACGCAGGAGGCCCUGGUACAUUCAGGGAGCUGCCUCUCCCAAGGACAUGCUGAUCCUAGUGGACGCGAGUGGCAGUGUGUCUGGUCUGACUCUGAAGCUGAUCAAGACCUCAGUCAGUGAGAUGCUGGAGACUCUGUCUGAUGAUGACUAUGUCAACGUAGUUUAUUUCAACACCUGGGUGAAUAACACAGCAUGCUUUGACCAUCUGGUCCAGGCCAAUGUGAGGAAUAAGAAGAUCCUGAAGGAUGCGAUUCAGAACAUCUCUGCUAAAGGCAUCACCAACUACACCAAGGGAUUUGAGUUUGCCUUCGAACAGCUCUAUGCAACAAAUAUCACUAGAGCCAAUUGUAACAAGAUCAUCAUGCUGUUCACAGACGGAGGAGAGGAGAGAGCAUCGGCCAUACUUCAGGAAUACAACUCUGACAAGAAGGUGCGUAUCUUCACCUUCUCAGUAGGUCAGCACAACUAUGAUAAAGGUCCAGUCCAGUGGAUGGCCUGCGCUAAUAAAGGAUACUUCUAUGAGAUUCCCUCAAUCGGAGCCAUACGCAUCAACACUCAAGAGUACCUGGAUGUACUGGGCAGACCCAUGGUUUUAGCUGACCAGCUGGCCAAGCAGGUCCAGUGGACUAAUGUCUACCUCGACGCUCUGGAGCUAGGUCUGGUCAUCACAGGAACCCUACCUGUCUUCAACAAGACCAAGUAUAAAGAUUAAUUGGGCAUAGAGAUUCAGAACCAGUUGAUCCUAGGGGUGAUGGGGAUUGACGUGUCACUAGAUGACAUCAAGAAGCUCACACCGCGCUACACUAUCGGACCUAAUGGAUAUUAUUUUGCCAUCGACCCCAACGGAUAUGUGCUACUACACCCCAACCUCCAACCUAAGAACCCUAAAUUCCAGGAGCCUGUCACUCUGGACUUCCUCGAUGCGGAACUGGAGAACGACGUCAAAGUCCAGAUCAGGAUAAUUAUGAUAGAUGGGAACCCAGGUGAAGAGACCAUAGAGACUUUGGUUAAAACUCAGGAUGAGAGAUACAUCGACAGAGGAGUUAGGACGUACACCUGGGCUCAGGUCAAUGGAACAGACUAUAGCUUGGCCCUAGUCCUCCCAAUGUACAGUGAACACUACAUACAGGCCAAACUGGGAGACACCAUCAGACAGGCUAUGGCCAUGGACACUCUGCAGGUGGAGAGGUUUGAUGAGUUGGGACAUACCUUCAUUGCCCCCAGGGAGUACUGCAAAGGCCUGAAGGACAAGGACAACAACACCCAGUUCCUCCUGGACUUCAACCAGUUCAUUGACAGGAACACAGUGGAAGAGCCAUGUAAUAUGGCUCUGGUCAGUAGGCUGCUGUUGGAUGCUGGGUUGACGGCUGAUCUGGUCAAACUGUGGAAGGAGCAGACAUUGCACGGAGUCCUGGCCAGAUUUGUAGCCACUGACGGAGGGAUCACUAGAGUCUAUCCCAGAAGUGCUGGGGAGGAGUGGACAGAGAAUGCCGAGACCUAUGACUCAAGUUUCUACAAGAGGACUCUGGAUAACGACAUCUAUAUUUUCACUGCUCCAUAUUUCAACACUGUUCUGGAGUCAGGCUAUGAGUCAGGUAUUCUGGUGAGCAAGGCUGUAGACCUCAACAUAGGUAGAGUCAACCUCAAACCAGCGGUGGUGGGAGUGAAACUAAACGUCUCUGUCUGGAUGAACAGCUUCAUGAACGCCACCAUCAAAGUCAACUGCAAGGAUGAAAUAUGUGGCUGUCUGAAGAAUGAUAAGCAUGUUGACUGUGUCAUCUUGGAUGAUGGAGGCUUUCUGCUGAUGUCCAAUCAGGAUGAGUAUAUCACACAGAUUGGUCAGUUCUUUGGGGAGGUGGAUCCAGUCGUGAUGAUCAGUCUGGUCAACACAUCUCUGUACUCCUUCAACAAGACCUACGACUACCAGUCAGUCUGCAACCCUGAGAGAGACUGCAAGGCUGCUGCAGGGCCACGAUCUGUCUACGUGCCCACUAUAGCAGACAUGCUGAGUAUAGGCUGGUGGGCCUCCACAGGUGCCUGGUCGAUAAUGCAGCAGCUCUUUAGUCUCAUAUUCCCAAGGUUCCUAGAGGCAGUGGACUCAGAUGAUGACAUGUCUGCUAACAUGUUUAAGGAGAGUUGUAUCACAGAGCAGACUCAGUAUUUCUUUGACAACGAAGAGAGAACCUACUCGGGAGUCCUCGACUGUGGAAACUGCUCCAGGAUGUAUCGAGCUGAGAAGCUGCCCAACACUAACCUGGUGUUUCUGAUCACUGAUGCCAAGACCACCUGUCUGUCCUGUGACCCCAGACCACUACGACAGGCAGAGCAACCAUCCCAAGGUCCAGAUCGCUGUGAGCUAGCUCAGAACCCCAGGUACAGGAAAGGACCUGAAGUGUGUUUCGACAACAACGUAGACGAGGAUGAUUCUGACUGUGGGGGCGGGACCUCUCUAAGCCCCUCCCCUUGGCCCAUGUUGGGACUCCAACUACUGCUGCUGUGGCUCCUCACUGGCCCCCGACACUCAUGACCCCUACACACACACACACACACACACACAUCUCAACCAGACAGUGUUUUACAUUGGACCGUUUUCUGACUCUCCAUCUCCUGAAUGUCAUCACUGAUCUGUUAACGCACUGCCAAUAUGGAAGAGAAGUCACUCUCCUGCUCUCCAAUCAUUCUCCAAAGCCAAAGGGGUGCUCUUUCCUCCCUCUCAUCUCUUCUCCACCAUGUUGACUGAGCUAUUCUAUUAUAUGGUGUAUUCUUUGGAGCUAACCAAACCCUUUAAUUCGUCAUCAUAAAUGUACUUAUAUGUUUUGGUUGGAGUAAGAGGGAGGUUGAGUGUCUGUCCUUUAUAAUUCACUGAUACAAAUGAUUUAGGCUUAGUUUCUGUUUAUGAUAUUUAUUAUACUGUACAGUACAUAAAAAAUAUAAUUAUGAAGACAACAAAACCUGUAACUGAAAUGGAAAGCAAAGUUAUUGAUAAUCCAACAGUUUUGAUUUACAGUUGAAGUCGGAAGUUUACAUACACUUUUGCCAAAUACAUUUAAACUUUUUCACAAUUCCUGACAUUUAAUCCUAGUAAAAGUUCCCUGUUUUAGGUA
Molecule: messenger RNA, 3161 nt
Organism: Oncorhynchus mykiss (rainbow trout)
Lineage: Eukaryota; Metazoa; Chordata; Actinopteri; Salmoniformes; Salmonidae
Source: RefSeq, a predicted model, not a curated record